UCCGCAUUCCCGAGCCCUCCCAGAUACCGAUCAGUAUUUAAACCGUCUGAUGCAACGACUUUUAGUCUCAACAUCUACAUCCGAUUCUAUAAGGCUAUAUCAUCGUCUCCGAUUCUGGACCCCGAAUAGCCUCCAGACAUCAUUAUACCAUAGAUCAGAGGUCUACAGACUAACUGCAAACGGGGGAGGAGGGUGGUGAGGACAUGAUGCCGGGACAGAUCCCUGACCCUUCACUGACGGCGGGCUCCCUGCCCAGCCUGGGGCCUCUGGCGGGCAUCCCUGCCACCACGCUGACAGACCAGCUCAAGUUGGCCGACUUCCGCAACCUGGGCGCAAUGCUCUCACCUCUGCACUUCCUAGGGAGGCUGGGGAAAAGGACACUGGAAAUCAAGGAAGAGAUGGAGGAGGAUGACAACAGGAGGAAACGGAGAAGAGAGAAGAACAAGGUGGCCGCAGCUCGCUGUCGGAACAAAAAGAAGGAGAGAACAGACUUCCUUCAAAAGGAAUCGGAGCGCCUGGAGAUGGUCAACUCAGACCUGAAGGCCCAGAUAGAGGAGCUUCGCGUGGAGAGGCAGCAGCUCAUGGUCAUGCUCAACCUCCACCGGCCCACAUGCAUCGUCAGGACAGACAGCGUUAAGACCCCAGAGAGUGAAGCCAACCCCCUGCUAGAACAGUUAGCUGCCACAGAGUAAAGAGAAAUUGAUGGACACACUAUAUCUCCACCAGGAAUUGGCUAAAAAGAAAAUAUUUUUUGUUGUUGUGAGUGAAAGCACUUGAGCUCCAAGCUGGACAACUUUGGAGACUCUGUUGUCCCAAACACCUGGAGAUGCAGGGCGCCUCUUUGUGAAUUCUACGGGCUGCUAAGUGUCAUUGUUGUUGAUUAUACAUAGUGCCUUCUAGUUACUACUACCACCUUUACAAAAAUGGACAGUUGGUGAAGUUCGUACAACUGGAAGCAAAGUUGUUGAGGAAACACUACUACCAACAUGGUGCAUUGUUAUUCACCUGCCACAGACAAGACAAGUAGCCUAGGUUGUAUUGUAGAGGCACACAUUUAAUGUGUUGUGGUUUGCCAAUGUCUACCGGUUGAAAAAUACAGGUUUUGUACUUUAAGAUUGGUCAAAAUACAUAUUCUAGUACGACCCUUGUAGAGUUAUAGUUUGUCAUUGUGUAUAUUAUCAUGCCAAAUAUUUUGUACCCUGCCUUGACAAUGGCAGUUAGCGGUUGAUCCGUGGUGACGCUGGCGUCAUGAAAAGCACAUAUGAAAUGUUUACAGUUGUUUAUGCCUUGUUGGUCUGUCUACCAAUGUACCUCUUUUAUACUGCUUUAUAUAUUACAUAUACAUGUAUGAUAUGCCUGUUUAUCACUUGAUGUGAUGCUUUUACAUCUCUAUUUUAGAUGAUGUUCUGUUUAGCAUGUGUGAAAAAAAAUGCUGAACAAUAUCUCUAAGCAAUUAAUAUUUUGGAACUGUACCAUGUUACUCCAUCUAUAUUAAAUUCUAUUUUCUAACGAUGUGAAAA
This is a messenger RNA of Osmerus eperlanus (European smelt), 1520 nucleotides long. RefSeq names its product Jun dimerization protein 2b (gene jdp2b). Gene Ontology annotation, cellular component: nucleus. Gene Ontology annotation, molecular function: DNA-binding transcription factor activity, RNA polymerase II-specific; RNA polymerase II cis-regulatory region sequence-specific DNA binding. NCBI's taxonomy places the organism in Eukaryota, Metazoa, Chordata, Actinopteri, Osmeriformes, Osmeridae. The record is from RefSeq and is a predicted model, not a curated record. Gene Ontology annotation, biological process: regulation of transcription by RNA polymerase II. The transcript has 5 exons. Bases 204 to 692 code for a protein of 162 amino acids.